ACCAAAAGAUGGCUACCCAUAGGCUCUGAGACAAGAAAAGGCACGGCCAGAGAAGGAGGGAAAGAAAGCGAAAAGAGACAAAAAGUAGGCAAGAUACUUCCCAGCUCCAACUUUAUUUCCUUUUAUUAGUUUGUGUUCUGAAAACAGACCUGAUGGCUGCUGGUGGGUUGGGACGGAGACCAAAGGAGUGAGAUCCAACAUCCUUUAAACAGAAGGCCAUGCAUGUCGCACUGCGGCCACGCAGUGGUUGCCUAGUGCUCUGCCUGUGCCUGUCUGUGUUCACCCUGCUGCUGCAGAGUCUCUGGGUGCCACUUGAGAUGACCAGAGAUGAACCUGCCGGGAGGUCACCUGAGGAACAAGGUCAGCAUGGUCUCGGCUUUCGUAAGCUGGCUCUUCGCUUGGAGGCGUUGAGUACUCAGGUGCAGAGGCUGACCAGAGAGAGAGACAACACCCAGCUGACAAGAACUGAUCUCAGCCUGUUACUGCAGAGCUUUAGACAGGACCAGCAAGGCUUAGCCCACUUAGUAGAGAGAGAACUGAAGAGAGUGUCUCAGAGGCUUGACCAGCUCAGCAGUCAUCAUCACCAUCAGUCUCACACACCAUCACCUCUUGAUGACCUCAGAUUACACACAGGGACCAAUGAGAAGUGUGAGGUGCCAGUGGAUCCUGCAUAUCCGGUGUGUGCAGAGAAAGUGGAGUUUCUGCGGGCCCGUUGGCAGUCAGACCCCUGUUAUGCUUUUUAUGGGGUGGAAGGUACCACCUGCUCCAUACUUACUUACCUUAGCCAAAUAGAGGACUUUUGUCCCCCUCGUCUUGGAAGAAACCACUCUGCCCUGCCGUGGCACCAGAAACCUCACUCUUUCACAGAGAAGGCUGAGAUACGUACAACUUUGAGCCCACUGUAUGAGGUCAUCAGCAAAAACAGUGGUCCUGCCGCAAACUUCAUCCAGUCCAGACUGGAAAGGAUGUCCGAACGGUGGAUACAAGCUGGUCAGAGGCUGAGGCAGAGCAGCAACAAGACUGUCUCGGCCCAGAUGAGGGUGCUUCUUUAUCCUGGCACCCUGGCUGGGAGUGUUGGCCAGCGGUUUGAAGCCAUGGUGAAGAGAGGCGGUCCUCUAGGGGAGCUGGUCCAGUGGGCUGACCUCAGUGCCUGUCUAACAAUCCUGGGCCACAACUUAACAUUCAGCUACUCACAGCACCAACUCCACAGCCUGAUUGGUGCUGCUCCAGGCCGAGGCAGUUGUCCAAUCCAGAGGCCAUUGACCUUUGACCUCAUCUACACUGACUACCACGGCCUUGCUCACCUUCAAGGUGCCAUGGGACUGGCUUUCCUGCAUUACCAGUGUCACUUCAGAAUCCUGGAUUCUUUUGGCACUGAACCAGUCUUUAAUUUGGGGAGUUAUGCUCGUAGCCAUGGGUAUAAAACACUGUGGGGCAGCUGGGGUCUGCAGCCUCUGCAGUACAUGACCAUGUUCCCUCAUACUCCAGAUAACUCUUUCCUGGGCUUUGUGAGUGAGGAGGCAGUAAGGGAGGAAGAGCCAGAGGCAGACACCUACAGGAAAGACGGGAUAGCUGUUGUCUACGGCAAACAGGACUACAUGUGGCAGGGUAAAUCUGAAUUUGUGGGGCUGAUCAGUGAAGAGCUGGAGACCCAUGCUACAGUAUACCAGCUUCCAGGAUCCGCUUCUAAUCUGCCCAGCUUCAUCAGAAACCACGGCCUGCUGACUCAGGAACGUUUUCUACGCCUUCUCCGUAAAGCCAAGGUGUUCGUGGGCCUUGGGUUCCCCUAUGAGGGUCCGGCUCCCAUUGAGGCAGUAGCUCUAGGCUGUGUGUUUCUUCAGCCGAGAUUUGACCCACCGCACUCAUCAGACAACAAUGCUUUCUACAGAGGAAAGCCUACCACAAGAAAGAUCUCUUCCCAGCACCCGUAUGCUGAAACGUUCAUUGGCAAACCCCAUGUGUGGACUGUAGAUGCGGCCAACAAGACUGACGUUCGUGAGGCAAUCAGAGCUAUUCUUCACACGCAGGUGAAGCCUUUCACUCCUCGAGAGUUUACGUGCGAGGGAAUGCUGGAGAGGGUUCACAGUUAUAUCACUCACCAGAAUUUUUGCAGUAAAUCUGUCCCUACGUGGCCACCAGAAAGUGCCCUAAGGAUACACUUGGGCCCCCUUGGACAGUCAUGUGUAAAUGUGUGCCAAAGUUCUUCCCACAUAUGUGAGCCGGCUCUGUUUCACCACCUGAACAGUCCCGCUGCAUUCACCAGACUUGGGAUAGGCUGCUCCAGCAUGGGGCAGGAAGUGAACCACCUGUUUCCUUCCUACAUCCCCUGGGGUCGACACUGUGGCCUUCAGCAGGAACCUCUACUCUUCAGUUGUGCUGGCUCUGACCCUUCUCAUCGCAGACUGUGCCCCUGCAGAGCUCACCUGCCCGAACAGGUGGCACUGUGCCCUGACUGCCUCUAAACAUUGUGAAAAAAACUCAGGAAAUCUCGGAAAGAGAAGAGGAAAAAAGGUAGUAAGAUGAAGGCAGCACCAAAGAGCCAAUCUGCAAUGCAUACUGUAUAGGUAAAGAAAAGAUCUCAACCAAAGAUCAGCUGUUCUGCCAAAGCUACUGAAAGCUUUGCGCUCUUGUUUGUGGAGCUCACACCUCUUAAGAAGAUAGAGUAUGUGCACUGUAUUUCAUAUGCACACUGACAUGCACACUGACUCUAUCAUUUCUAGUGUCCCAGUAAUCUGAAGGAAUCAUCUCAGUCAGCAUCCUUGACAUUUAGGUUUACCCAACAAGGUAAAGGUUUAUAUCAGGGUCAUUGUCACAAGUGUUAGUUAAAAGGUACUUAUAAGAUGCUUACUGAUAUUAUUAUGUGUCUAUAAUACUACACAAGUGUUCAUAAUAGCAUUAUAAACACUAUAAAUACAUUUAUUGUUAGAAUCUAAGACAUUUAUAAGCCCUUGUAAGAAACAGUUCAUAGGCUGCAAAGCAAUGUUAAUAAGGCCUUAUGAGUUUCUUAUGAUUGUUCAUAAUAGUAAACACAGAUUUGUUCAUAUAGGAGUGGACAUUAGUGGCAAUUUAACUUUUCACAUAUCAAUCAGUAUGGAUGAAGCUGUGCCAAGUACGCACAGUUUACUUGUAUGAAAUAUAGCAGUGUGCAUCCACUUGUUCGGUUUGUCGAAUACAGUUGUUAUAGAUUAAGACUUUGUU
Molecule: messenger RNA, 3198 nt
Organism: Scatophagus argus
Lineage: Eukaryota; Metazoa; Chordata; Actinopteri; Scatophagidae
Product: alpha-1,6-mannosylglycoprotein 6-beta-N-acetylglucosaminyltransferase B-like
Exons: 18
Coding region: 219-2462 (747 amino acids)
Biological process (GO): protein N-linked glycosylation
Cellular component (GO): Golgi apparatus
Molecular function (GO): alpha-1,6-mannosylglycoprotein 6-beta-N-acetylglucosaminyltransferase activity
Source: RefSeq, a predicted model, not a curated record